Molecule: messenger RNA, 1076 nt
Organism: Mollisia scopiformis
Lineage: Eukaryota; Fungi; Ascomycota; Leotiomycetes; Helotiales; Mollisiaceae
Exons: 2
Coding region: 252-1076 (274 amino acids)
Source: RefSeq, a predicted model, not a curated record
GCUGUCCAAUAGCCUUCAGCUGAUCCUCGCUACAGCUGAACAGGGUUAGAACGUAACGCUGAGGCUUACUCUAUGUACAGCAUCCCUACUCAAAGCGAAAGUAGAUCGGAGACGGUAUAGAUAUAUAACGAGCCUCUCAGCUGUUCUGGAAGUUGAUUCGAAACAAGUUUCGCUGUCGCAAAUCUGCAGUUUUCCGAAUCUAUCAAUUCCAGCAAAGGUUUCCGUUAAAUCAAAACAAAACAAAGCACACGAUGACUUCAACAAAGUUGACCAUUGCUUGCUUUGGCGCGACAGGUGGUUGUGUAGGCACACUUCUGGCAUGUGCACUUGAAGCAGGAUAUCACUGCACAGCUCUUGCACGAACACCAGAGAAACUCCGUAACCUCCUACUCACAGAGCACAACAUACCCUCAAGCACCAUCGAGAAAUACCUAACCAUCCAUCAAGGGGACGUCAAAGACCCAACUGCCAUCUCAAAAGUACUCAUCAAUCCGACCAACCCAGAACUUCUCGUCGACGUGAUCGCAAGUGGGGUCGGCGCUUACCCAACUUUUCAAUGGAGUAUCAAAACACCAUUUCCCCUGACUGAUCCUCAAAUCUGUGAAACGGCAAUUAGAGCAAUCUACACCGCGCUCUCGAAUCUCUCUUCGUCGUCCAAGCCUCCUAUCACAGUCGAUAGCACAGGCCAGAAACCGCUUUUGAUAGCUAUAAGUACUGCUGGUUGUGGCAAAAAGAGGGGUAUUCCAUUGCCUAUCUAUCUGCCAUAUCAUUACCUGCUUUCAAGUUCUUUGGCGGACAAGAAACGGAUGGAGGAGGUUGUUUUCCAGGAUAAAGGCAAGCAUGUGCGAGAUUUUGUCAUUAUGCGGCCGUUGAUUCUGACGGAUGGAAAGGCGCGAGGUGAUGGUGGCUUGAGGGUUGGUUGGGAAUGGGGCAUCAAAGGAGGAGACGGCAGGAUUCAGGAGAAGGGUCCUGAGAUUGGGUAUUAUAUUAGUCGAAAGGAUGUUGGGAUUUGGACUUUUGAGAAAGUUAUCUGUCAGGGCGGAUGGGAGGGGAAGUGUGUGUACUUGACAUACUAA